Messenger RNA from Soboliphyme baturini, 216 nucleotides. The record is from the annotation of a GenBank genome assembly. Lineage: Eukaryota; Metazoa; Nematoda; Enoplea; Dioctophymatida; Soboliphymatidae.
AUGUCUACAGUGAAUUUGGCGAGGUCGAAGACUUCGAGCCUGCAGCUGUUUCAGGAUGUCCCUGGUGCUGGUAUUGAUGCGUUACUGGUGACUACGUGUAAGCUCACGUUAACGGUUUCUCUUAUAGUUUGCGAGCAGUUCUGCGCGUUUGCGCUGCAGUGUUUGAAAGAGGGACUGAACGGCAAGCUGUGUUCCUUAGCUGCUGGUAUGUAUUAA